Molecule: messenger RNA, 300 nt
Organism: Rangifer tarandus platyrhynchus (Svalbard reindeer)
Lineage: Eukaryota; Metazoa; Chordata; Mammalia; Artiodactyla; Cervidae
Source: the annotation of a GenBank genome assembly
AUGCCUUCACUCUUGGACCACAAUGCACAAGUUUCUCUGUCACAUAGGGUAUGUCAUGCAGACGCCUUGAACUUGGCUCUUCAGACCAGAGUUCCUUGUGUGAAACAGCUGCAGCCACAGCCAGGUUGGAGAGCUGUGUGUAGAAGCACCACUAAGGAAGCCUCAAUCCAAGAUGGCGGUGGCACACCAUAUGCACAGACUCUGCGCCUGCACCCGCCACAGCAACCUGGAGCUCAAGUAGCCUGCCUGCACCAGACCCACAAGAACUCCACCCCCUCCCUCGCUGAUGAAGUGAAGUAG